Messenger RNA from Drosophila persimilis, 3923 nucleotides. Its product is annotated as monocarboxylate transporter 1. Gene Ontology annotation, molecular function: monocarboxylic acid transmembrane transporter activity. Gene Ontology annotation, biological process: transmembrane transport; monocarboxylic acid transport. Lineage: Eukaryota; Metazoa; Arthropoda; Insecta; Diptera; Drosophilidae. The record is from RefSeq and is a predicted model, not a curated record. The transcript has a single exon. Bases 504 to 2957 code for a protein of 817 amino acids.
AAAAACAACAGCCAGCAAGCCAGCCAGCCAGCACACACACACACAUAACGGCGCAUGCAGUCGCAGUAAGAGCCAGAGAGAGAGGGAGUGAGAGUAAAGCCCAAUAUUAGAAAAGAGCGAGUGCAAAAGCUUGGGAGAGGGAGAGAACAGUGGCAAAACGCUUGCUGCUGCUUGCUGUCCGAGGGGGUGAGCCAGAGAGCUACAGAACGAUAGCGUGAGAGAGAGAGAGAGAGCAGCAGACAAGAUAAAAACACAGUCAACGUCGGCAACGGAAUUCUCGACAUCGAAAUCGACGUCGACAUUCGGCAUCGGCAUCGGCACAGGCAUCGCAGUCGAAAACGGGAACGGGAACGGGAACAGACGAGGCGCGGGCGCACACACUUCUUCCUCCUCGCGUGUUGCUUCUCCAACCAUUCUCUCCUUGCACUUGCACUCUUUCCUUUCACUCCGUCGCGUGUGCGUGUGCAUUAACGGAAUAAACGCAUCAGAAGUACCGCUCCAGAAUGUUGGAUACCAAUGGCGGAAGUAAUACCGCGGUGUCGGGCAACUCUGCGGCACGCCUGCGCAAAUUCGAUAGGACGGACAGCGAGCUGGCCUGCGAGGAGGCGGCCCGCUUGACCGCCGAACAGAACGACAGUCCAGAGGACGAGAACGACGAGGAGAACGAGGAUGAGGACGAUGAGAGCGAGUAUGGGGAGCUGCCGCCACCGCCGGACGGUGGCUAUGGCUGGGUCAUCUGCUUUGCCAGCUUCAUGUGCAACAUGAUCGUCGACGGCAUUGCCUACACUUUCGGCAUCUUCCUGGAGGAAUUUGUGGCCUACUUUCACGAGGGCAAGGGCACCGUGGCCUGGGUGGGGAGUCUCCUCUCCGGGGUGUACCUUAGUGCCGGACCCAUCGUCUCGGCGCUGGCCAAUAAAUACGGCUGUCGAGCGGUGUGCAUCGCUGGGAGCAUCAUUGCCUGCAUCGCCUUUGUUUUGAGCACUUUCAGCAAUUCCGUGAGCAUGCUGAUGGCCACCUAUGGAUUCCUGGGAGGAUUCGGCUUUGGAAUGAUCUAUCUCCCGGCGGUGGUGGCCGUGGGCUACUACUUUGAAACGAAGCGUUCGCUGGCCACGGGCAUUGCGGUGUGUGGCUCUGGGUUCGGCACCUUUGCCUUUGCCCCACUCGCCACGUACCUGCUGGAGGAGUAUGGCUGGAAGAAUGCCAUCCUCAUCUUUGCCGGCCUUAUCCUCAAUUGCGCCAUCUUUGGCGCCAUGAUGCGACCCCUCACGUACCCCAAGAAGAAGAAGGUGAAGCCCCUGAUGCAGCGCAUGUACGAGGAGAAGCAGCUGCAGCUGGAGCGUGGUUCGUUCGCGGGUUCGCAUUUUAUGGUCCAGCUGCCGGAUGGCACCAUGGAGCGGAAACUCAAGAUGCCCCUCAACGCAGACCCUGGCGUCCAUUCGAGCCUCAACCUGGAGCUGAUGGCCCAACAGGCGGGCGGCCUGCAUCCCGUUUCGACGCUACCAACCAUCACCGAGUCCAAGGUGGUUGAUGUGCACCACAAUGGAAGCGGCGCCCAGUCCCCGCCCAAUGCCGACAGCAAUGGACAGCUCUCUGCCGGUGGCCGCGGGGGUCGUCGGCCGCAUCGCAGCUCCGAGUCGGAUCACAGUCCGUACCACUCACAGGAUGGCGGAGCCAUGACCAGAAACGCCUCGCAGCCCGCCUUUCUGGCCAGCGACCAUCAGGGUCUGCCCAAGAACGGUUCAGUGCCUUCAUUCAAUCGCGUGCGCAAGACCUCGGCAUCGGAGCGCUUUCAACCCUCGCUGGCGGCCAUCAGAGCCUCGUCCCGCCACGAUCUGGAGGCGGGAAAUGGCGGAGAUUUCACCACCUCAAAGAUGUCGCUCUCCCAGCGGCAGGGCAGCAGUGGGAGCGGCAAAAUGGUGCGACCCAUGUCCCGCAAGGACAUCUUCUACUCGGGCUCUGUCACGAACCUGCCGCAGUAUCAGUCGCAGAAGUCCCUGGCUGGCUAUCGAAACUCUGUUCUGUCCCUCACCAAGUACGAGAAGAGCAUGCAGAGUGUCCACAAGCUGGACCCCCUGCAGGACGCCGAGAAGCAUCGCGAGGAGUACGACCUGUGCCCGUGUCUGGGCAUCCCCGAUUCGGUCAAAUCCGUGGUGAACACCAUGCUGGACGUGAGCCUGCUCAAGGAUCCCGUAUUCAUGCUGAUUGGAGUGUCGAAUAUCUUUGGCAUGGCCGGACUGUACGUGCCCUUUGUGUAUCUGGUGGAUGCGGCAAAGGAGCACGACAUACCCAAGAGCGAUGCCGCCAUGCUGCUGUCCAUCAUUGGCAUCACCAAUACAGUGGGUCGCGUGUUCUGCGGCUGGGUGGCGGAUCUGCCGCAAGUCAACUCAUUGCUGCUGAACAACUGCUGCCUCCUGGUGUCGACCAUCGCCGUGACCCUCACCCCCCUGUGCUACAGCUACUCGGCGUACAUCACGAUGUCGAUAUUCUUUGGCCUCGCCAUCUCCGGCUACAUCUCGCUAACGUCAAUUAUCCUGGUCGAUCUGCUCGGCCUGGACAAGCUCACCAAUGCCUUCGGCCUGCUCAUCCUGUUCAGAGGAUUCGCUGCUCUGAUCGGCACCCCUCUGGCCGGCGCCAUCUACGACAUAACGCACACGUACGAUCUGCCCUUCUACAUGGCUGGCGCUCUGUUUGCCAUCUCGACGGUCACCAGCUUUUUGGCCCCCUGCCUGAAGCGAUGCAGCCCCUCGGAUGAGACGCCCGUCCAUGUCGAGACCCUCACGCCCAUCGAUGAGGAGCAGGAUGAGGAGGCGGAGGAUGACGAGGAUCAACCCAUCACCAUGGUGCCCAAGAUCAUCAAAACUCUGGCCAGUCCGCAGCAGGAGGAGCCGCCACAGCCGAUGUUCCCGCAACAACAGAAGAAGGCCCCAGCAGCAACGACAUCGGAAUCAAAGCUCUAAGUAUUCGAGAAGGAGAUGAGUUUUGGAGGGGGGCGUGGCACGGAAAAGAGAUGAAUUUACAUACGAAAGAGGGCAAACGCCAGGGGGAACCGAACCUAUUGAAAGAUCCAGCCAGAUAUUUUUCUAAAGCUUAUAUACAGAAAGCGGGUCGAUAGAUAUGGGAAAGAGUAUUGUAGAGAGAGGGGAAGAAAGAGAGAGAGAGAGAUCACACACACACAAAAGUAAAACCUAUAUACAAGGAUCAUAAAUAUAUAUACAUAUAUAUAUAUGCAUGUACUAUUAAAGCCCCAGCAGCAGCGGCAGCAACUAUUACCAACAGCAGCAGAAUAGAGGAUUGCCUUAUGCUGGAAUUUCUACAAGGAACUUGGCUUUAGCUUUCAGAUAAGAUUCCGGGGCGAAGGGGAAAUACCUUCGGCUUUUAUGGCUACUAAUUAAAAUUAAUAAUAUACGCUCAUAAAUCAUUACAACAGGAAAAACAAACAAAAAGAACAACAGAGAAGAGAAGAAGAGAACCAGAAGUCGAAAGAAGAAGCAACCCUGGGGUAAACUGAUAUACUAAUGAUAUCCAUUAUAUAGUUUUGCAACUGUUAUACAGCAACAAAAACACACAAAAUAUUUGUAUGAAAUAAUUUUUUUUUUUUUUGUUAUUAAAGAAAAACCUUACGAUUACUAUUAUUACUAUUAAAGAUUUAUGAAUUUUGUGUACUAAUAAUUAUAGGAAUUAUAGUUGUUGUUGUUAAAAAAACGGCAAGCUGUUAUAAAACAAAAAAAUGUGUCAUUGCAAAGUAGCGAGAGCAAACGAUGUGUAACUGUAACGAGUAACGAGUAACGAGUAACUGUAGCAAAGAGUAGUGCUAGAAGUAGUUGAUGUAUGUAUGUUUCUGUAGCAGAUCUAGAUCUGUAGGAGGCCCGAAUAAAACUUAAGGCGAAGUAGAGGCGACGGCGGCAACAACUAUUAAAAACUAA